AAUGCAAGAGAGCAAAGAAUUCUCGUAAAAUUGGCUUAGAGUUGAUCCUUUUGACAAUCCAAUUUUGAAAGAUGCUCCAUAACAUUAACCAGAAAAGUUUAGUUAAUAUGUUGAAUUAAAGGAUGAUGAUGAUAAAGUUAUAGGAUUUCUAAUGAAUUAAUAAUAAUAUUUUUUUGAUUCUGAAGGAGGGUAAGAGAUGUAUAAUUAUAAUUUAAAGAUGGAGAGAUGAGAAUGGGUGUCAUUAUGAUAAAGAUGGGUAACCAGCUGGAUGGUUUGUUUUGCACCCUGGUGAUGUCUAUCAUGAACAUUUCUAUGAUCAAGAUGGCUAUUAUAUUCCAACAGAUAUAGAGAAUGAAAAGAACUCUAGUGAUGAUUAAGAUAUCGAAGAAGCUUUAAAUUAAUAAGAAGAUGAUGAUAUGAAAGAAUAUGAGGCACCAUGAAAA
Messenger RNA from Paramecium pentaurelia, 443 nucleotides. The record is from the annotation of a GenBank genome assembly. Lineage: Eukaryota; Ciliophora; Oligohymenophorea; Peniculida; Parameciidae.